UUUAUCAACAAAAAAUUUUUGCCCGCGUUUAGUUCCUGCGUCCCUCGUUUCUCUCCAGUUCACCUCAGUUUAUCUCAAAAGUUAACCCCAAUUGGCGCCUUCUCCAUUUCACCAACCCUCCUUCUCUGAUGCCGCCGUGCCUUUUCGCUCUGCUGCCACCGUGUUGUUGCUCUGCUGCUCUCGCACCCGUCACACACGCGCCGCCGCCCCUUCGCCCCUUGUUUCAGAUCGAAAACACGUCGUAACACCUCCUUCUUCAGCUUGAAAUGAAGAGGAUUUUCCACGACAUUUUCAAAGAAAAGCAGAAGAAAAGCGUGGAAGCUGGUACAAUUCCAAGUUUCUACAAGAAGGCAUGUGAAAUCGUUACUUUUUCAUACUUCGUUCUAGUAUAAAAUUUAUGUGUCUAUAUCAUAGUAGUCUUCUCCCUCUUCACAAUAAAAUUUGAAUUAGUUCCCAGUGCAUCAUAUCCCUACCAAAUCAAACCCAAUUUGCCCCAUAAUUGUGCCAGACAGGUACAAUUUUGUCAGAGUAUCUGUCUUUGCUGCAUAUAGGAUUAAUUGUACACAAGUCCUCUAAUGUGUAAUAGGAUGGUUAAGUUUAUCAGUGAAAGCAAUAUUUUUCCUCCGUCAACUUUUUGUUUUCUUUUGCCAAUCAUACCUUCUGCUUCAAUCUAUUUUCUGUCUGUCACAGUAACUUGCAUCCAGUUUAAUCCUGUUAAUGAUAGUUACUUCAUUAGCGGAUCCUUGGAUGCUAAGGUUCGCAUAUGGAGCAUUCCUGAUAGGCAGGUUGUUGAUUGGACUGAUAUGCAUGAGAUGGUUACUGUUGCUUGUUAUACACCAGAUGGUCAGAGUGCACUGGUUGGUUCUUACAAGGGCAGUUGCCACUUAUAUAACGCAUCAGAAAAUAAGUUGCAACAAAAAAGUCAUAUCAAUCUGCAGAACAACAAGAAGAAAUCACAUCUCAAAAAAAUUACAUGUUUCCAAUUUGCCCCAGGAAGUUCAUCAGAGGUACUUAUCACAUCUGCUGAUUCACGAAUUCGGGUUGUUGAUGGUGUUGAUCUGGUUCAAAAGUUUAAAGAAACCUGAAGAAGGAUCAGUCAGUCAUACAGUACAGCAAUUGGCAAAGUACAUGUUUCUGAAGGGUGUGAUGGAUCAGUGCUUCUGAACAACAGAAACAAGCAAGCUGAGAAGAAUGCUCCGCCAAACUUGACAGUGAGAGGGUUUGACUUCAUUGAGGGAAUAAAGAGCCUUGUAGAAGCUGCAUGCGCUGGUGUUGUUUCUUGUGCUAAUAUCUUACUUUGGCUGCCAGAGAC
Messenger RNA from Arachis ipaensis, 1312 nucleotides. NCBI's taxonomy places the organism in Eukaryota, Viridiplantae, Streptophyta, Magnoliopsida, Fabales, Fabaceae. The record is from RefSeq and is a predicted model, not a curated record.